Messenger RNA from Mesorhabditis belari, 936 nucleotides. The record is from the annotation of a GenBank genome assembly. Lineage: Eukaryota; Metazoa; Nematoda; Chromadorea; Rhabditida; Rhabditidae.
AUGCUGAAAACGAAACUUUUUUUCACUCUUUUAAAUCUUGUGAAUACUUCAUAUCUCUCGCAAAAGCUCGAUGUCAACUACGAUAAACGACUCAGUCCAUACUAUUUAAAUCGGAAUGCGGUGAAUGUGUCACUUUCGAUCCCUUAUUUAUUAUUGAUUGAUGUUGUUGAAGAUGCUCAACUCGUUUCCUGGCUUGUCACUUUUACAAUUACAUGGAGAGAUGAUCGUUUAAAAUAUAAUCCCGCUCAAAAUGGGGGUGAGACAAAAAUGUUUGUGCCGAAUACAGAAGUGUGGACGCCGAGAUUCAUUGUCUACAACAGCAUUGAACACCGGAAAUUGAUCGAAGAUGAGAAAAAUGAUGUUUCGAUUUCUCCGGUCGGUCAGGUUAAACUCCAAAUCACUCAAUUCAUCAAUAUUAUUUGUGAUAUUCAAGUGGAAAGAAUGCCAUUCGACACUCAAUUUUGUUCUUUUCGAAUCGUUUCUCCUCUUCAAUCUCAAAAAUAUACGUUUUUACAAGGACAUCUCGAAAAACAAACGGCUAUGUUUAGGGGAAAUAGUGAAUUUCAUUUGAGCAAUGUUUCCGUGUCUGAAUAUGAUUAUGAAAUGGAUGAGGAUGAAAUGCAUGAGAUAUAUUUCGAGACAGAACUCAUCCGUCGUCCAAAUUAUUUCAUUAUCGUCAUUGUGAUUCCAUCGUUUCUUAUCUCAACGAUGACCAUUACCGGCAUCCUUCUGCCAGUCCAUCAAGGAGUUGGCGGUGAUGCGAUUACGGUCGGAUUGGCAAGUAUGUUAGCGCUAUCAAUAACACUUUCCAUUGUGGCAGAAACACUUCCAAGAACAUCAAAUAUUCCUCUAAUCGGUGCCUAUAUUCUUGCUUGUUUGAUCAUUUGCUCAUUGGCUGUCAUUUUUGGUCUUUUACUCACACAUUUCAAAGUAAAU